AUGAGCUCCCAAGUUCGUCAGAAUUAUUCCACUGAGGUGGAGGCCGCUGUCAACCGCCUGGUCAACCUGCAUCUGCGAGCCUCCUACACUUAUCUGUCUCUGGGCUUCUAUUUCGACUGCGACGAUGUGGCUCUAGAGAGCGUGGGCCACUUCUCCCACAAGUUAGCCAAAGAGAAGUGGGAAGGCGCGGCACAUCUCUUGAAGAUGCAAAACCAGCGCGGAGGUCACGCUCUCUUCCAGGACCUGCAGAAACCUUCUCAAGAUGAGUGGGGUAAAACUCAGGAUGCCAUGGGAGUCGCCAUGGUCAUGGAAAAGAACCUGAAGCAGGCCCUUUGGGAUCUGCACGCCCUGGGUUCUGCCUGCACAGACCCCCAUUGGCAGCAUUUUCUGGAGAAUGACUUCCUAGAUGAGGUGAAACUCAUCAAGAAAAUGAGCGACCACCUGACUACCCUCCGCAAGCUGGCCGGCCCCCAGGUCGGGCUUGGAGAGUAUCUCUUUGAAAGGCUCACCCUCCCUCAAGCACAACUAGAAGCCUUUGGAGCCCAGAGGCCUUUGAGGGACCCCUCUGCAUCCCCCUGGUGUUGGGCUUCUGCCUGAAACCAUUAGGCAGCCUUCUAACCACUCCAGAGCCCUCUUCCAUGCCUUGGACCAAAUUGA
Hipposideros armiger (great roundleaf bat) is the source of this 657-nucleotide messenger RNA. Its product is annotated as ferritin light chain-like. The coding region runs from base 1 to 597 and encodes 198 amino acids. Gene Ontology annotation, biological process: iron ion transport; intracellular iron ion homeostasis. NCBI's taxonomy places the organism in Eukaryota, Metazoa, Chordata, Mammalia, Chiroptera, Hipposideridae. The record is from RefSeq and is a predicted model, not a curated record. Gene Ontology annotation, cellular component: cytoplasm. The transcript is spliced from 2 exons. Gene Ontology annotation, molecular function: ferric iron binding; ferrous iron binding.